AUGGUUUCUGAGACACUCAAGAUCACAAUUCCAAAGCAAUGGUUGACUAUCCAGUUAGGCCAAACUGUCUCAAUUGCUCUUCUGCACACGGAUUGGAAAGAAAGAGAUUUGCCUGGUUUGACGAAAGCGGCUGCUGAGGGUCAGCUGGAAAGUAUUGUUCAAGACAUUGAAACCAUUGUUCGAUCUUAUGUUGAGAAGAUUUUCAUGAUGCUGUGGAAGUUAUUGCAGAAUUCUGGAUACCUCCCAAGUCAGUUUAGUUUUUGGACCGUUGAAAUUGAUGAAACUAUGUUUGCCGUAGCCCAACAGCAUUACACUAACAAUUUCCCCUGCCAAUCAAGAUAUGGCACCAUCUUUCUAGGAAAGUGCAUCCAUUGGGAAGAUCAUAUUGGUUGCAACAUCCUUGGGGAGAGAAUACCAGGUAUUACGCCUUUGAUUAACAAAAGCAUUUAUGAACUCGAAGUUGAGAUGGACAACCUUGGUUGGCCUAUUGCUGUUGAUGCAGGGCCUUCAAGACAGAGAGAAGAUGUGUCAACAAAUGGUGGAAAAUUUGAGCUAAAAGAUGAUGCUAGCAAUUGCAGCAACAGCUUGUCCUCAGAAAAUGGUAAGCCAAUGGAUGCCAAUGCAGUCUCCAAGGAACCAAAGAACUUCACAAAUGGAGACCCUAAAAGUACCUUGUUCUCCUGAAAUGCAGGAGAGACAUGGGCGGUGUUGAAGAAACGAAGUAAGACCAUUUGAACUUAUGUUGUUCACCCCUUCUUAUUAUAGUGUGGUCUAUUCAAAAUCUUUAUCACAAGACUUUCAUUAUUUUUGUGAAUUUCAAACAUAAGCAAGAUAAUCCAAAU
This is a messenger RNA of Ilex paraguariensis (yerba mate), 842 nucleotides long. The record is from the annotation of a GenBank genome assembly. NCBI's taxonomy places the organism in Eukaryota, Viridiplantae, Streptophyta, Magnoliopsida, Aquifoliales, Aquifoliaceae.